Messenger RNA from Malus domestica (apple), 6348 nucleotides. Lineage: Eukaryota; Viridiplantae; Streptophyta; Magnoliopsida; Rosales; Rosaceae. The record is from RefSeq and is a predicted model, not a curated record.
UCUACUAAGCCAACGGAAAAAUAAAGGAAUUAAAAAAAAUUAAAACCAUUAGCAGUCGCCGUAAACGCGGUUGGGGAAGAAACCAAGGCCACCGUGGAAGAAGGAAGGAGAGACACUAGGCUGCCUUAUCUUGCACUUGUUCAGAAGCCAUCUGACGCAUUUGGUGUCUGGACUGAAACACGGUCGUCGGGAACGCAUUUGGUGUCUGGACUGAAACACGUUCUCCUCUGUAAUGGAAAAAAAACUCUGAAGAUUGUAUAUCUUGGUUCCAUUGACCUCACUUGUUGAAAGCGACGGCAACGAAGAAGAAGAGAGUUUACAGCGUUACUACUAUUAUUUAUUACUAGUACUUAGAUUGUUGGCACCGAGGAAAGAAGAGUUGGGAUGAUCUAUUAUGGCCCAGCAGUCCUCUCGUCUCCACCGCCUCCUCACUCUCUUGGACACUGGUUCAACCCAAGCGACCAGAUUUACAGCUGCUCGGCAGAUAGGGGACAUUGCCAAAGCGCAUCCUCAGGACUUGAGCUCUCUGUUGAAAAAGGUCUCCCAAUAUCUUCGUAGCAAAAACUGGGAUACAAGGGUUGCUGCCGCUCAUGCUGUUGGGGCUAUUGCUGAGAAUGUGAAGCACACCUCUUUGAUUGAACUCUUUACUUGUAUUAAAUCGAAGGUGGCUGAUGCUGGGAUAUCUGGUUCUAUUGAAGAUAUGGUUGCCUUCCCUAUUUUUGAUUCUAACGUUGCUGGCACGUCAUUUAGAAGCUUUGAUCUCAAAAAGGUUUUGGAGUUUGGUGCUCUGUUUGCAUCUGGGGGACAGGUAAUGCAGUAUGAUGUUGGCAAUGAUCAUAUGAGCCCGAGGGAGAAACUGGCUCGACAGAAACAAACACUCCUUUCGAAUACAGGUUUGGAUAUAUGUGAGCGGUUCAUGGAUGUGAAUGAUAUGAUAAAAGAUGAAGACCUUAUUUUACACAACUCGCAUGGGAAUGGGACUAAUCCAAGAGUUUAUACAUCACAUAGUAUUCAGCAAUUAGUUGCAAAUAUGGUUCCUAGUGUCUUAUCAAAAAGGCCAAGUCCCAGGGAAUUGAAUCUUUUAAAACGAAAAGCAAAAAUCACUUCGAAAGACCAGUCAAAAGGUUGGUCUGAGGAUGGGGAUGUGGAGGUGUCAUGUGCUCAAAAUAUACCACCAAAGGGGGCAUGUCCUGACUCAUUCGGGACUAAUAAGGAAUUUUUGGACCUUGAUAAUCACGAAGAAAAAGUUGAACAUGAUGGAGAAGGGCGGUGGCCUUUUCAUAGCUUCGUUGAGGAACUAAUCCUAGAUAUGUUUGAUCCAGGUUGGCUUCUAUUAUUUUAUUUCUACCAGGAGAUGCUUCAUGAUUUGCUUGACCGGGUCCUGUCUGCAUGUAAAGCUGGCCUGGAGGACCCCGAUGAUGAUGUUCGAGCAGUAGCUGCAGAUGCUUUGAUACCUACCUCAGCUGCUAUUGUUGCUUUAAAGGGUGAAACUUUGCAUUCUAUAGUGAUGUUGCUUUGGGAUAUAUUACUUGAUUUGGAUGAUUUAAGUCCAUCCACUAGCAGCGUAAUGAAUCUUUUGGCGGAAAUCUAUUCCCAGGAAGACAUGAUUCCUAAGAUUUUUGAGGCAUUGACAUCACAAGAGAUUGAUUUGAAUGAAUUGGGUAGCAUUGAUGAUACGGGAGAAGGAUUAAUUUCGCAAGAUAAUCCUUUCAUGUUAUCAACACUUGCACCGCGAUUGUGGCCCUUUAUGAGGCAUAGUAUCACAUCAGUUCGUUAUUCAGCUAUCCGCACGUUGGAACGACUACUUGAAGCAGGAUACAAAAGGAGUCUCUCUGAGUCUUCGAGUACUUCAUUUUGGCCUUCUUUUAUCUUGGGUGAUACCCUUCGGAUUGUUUUUCAGAAUUUACUGCUUGAAUCAAAUGACGAAAUUUUGAAACGUUCAGAGAGAGUUUGGGGGCUCCUUGUUCAGUGUCCAUUAGGUGACUUGGAAAUUGCUGCAAGGUCAUAUAUGUCCUCUUGGAUAGGACUUGCAACUACUCCGUAUGGAUCAGCAUUAGAUUCUACAAAAAUGUUUUGGCCUGUUGCUCUCCCACGAAAGAGUCAUUUUAAAGCAGCAGCUAAAAUGAGAGCUGUGAAUCUUGUAAAUGAGUCUUGUAGAAACAUUGGGUUGGAAUCUUCGAAGGGAUCCAUUCCGGAGGAAAAAGGUGGAGAUGCUUCAACCAAUAAUGUUCAGAUAGUUGUUGGUGCGGAUGUUGAAAUGUCUGUUAUGCGUACCAGAGUGGUUACUGCAGCUGCAUUGGGAGUUUUUGCUUCUAGAUUGCAUGAAGGUUCAAUGCAGUAUGUAAUCGAUCCACUGACUAAAGCAUUUACCUCUUUAUCUGGUGUCCAGCGGCAGGUGGCAUCUAUGGUUCUUCUUUCUUGGUUCAAAGAGAUUAAAAGUGCAGAUGUGUUUGAAAACGCUGGAGUUAUGCCAGGUUUUCUGAACCAUCUCAAACAUUUGAUGUUGGAUUUCUUGGCAUGCUCUGAACCUGGUUUCCCUACAAACGAUCCUUGUCUUCCUUAUGCUGAGCUUUCAAGAACGUAUUGUAAGAUGCGUUGUGAGGCUAGUCAGUUGUUAAAUGCUAUUCAAUCAUCGGGUAUGUUUCAGAGUUUGUUGUCUACUACCAAAAUUGACUUGGAAAGGUUGAACGUGGACAAUGCAAUUAAUUUUGCAUCAAAACUUCCAAUGUUGUGUAAUGAUAUUGGGGGAAAUGAUUCUUUGGAAAGGCACAUUGUUGACGAUAUAGAGUCAGCAAAACGACGACUUUUGACAACUUGUGGAUAUUUAAAAUGUGUUCAGAGCAAUCUGCAUGUUACUGUCUCUUCUCUUGUUGCUGCUUCUGUUGUUUGGAUGUCAGAGCUCCCUGAACGACUAAAUCCAAUUAUUCUGCCUUUGAUGGCUUCUAUCAAAAGAGAACAGGAGGAAAUACUACAAGAGAAGGCAGCUGAGGCACUUGCAGAGCUUAUUUCUCAUUGUAUUUCACGUAGCCGAAGCCCAAAUGAUAAGUUAAUUAAGAAUAUAUGUAAUUUAACAUGUGUGGAUCCUAGAGAAACACCUCAAGCUGCAGUCAUCUGUUCCAUAGAUAUUAUUGAUGACCAAGAUCUCCUAUCUUUUGGGACAAAUACUGGUAAGCAGAAAUCAAAGGUCAUUCUGGCUGGUAACGAAGACCGCUCAAAGGUUGAAGGCUUUAUUAGCAGACGAGGCUCUGAACUUGCCUUGAGGCAUCUUUGUGUGAGGUUUGGUGCUUCAUUGUUUGAUAAGCUUCCAAAACUAUGGGAUUGCCUCACUGAAGUGCUUAAGCCUAGUAGUAUUGAGCCCCUUAAUCCUGCAGAUGAAAAGAAAAUUACACAAACUCUAGAAUCUGUGAAGGAUCCCCAGAUCUUGAUAAAUAAUAUCCAGGUAGUACGUUCUAUUGCUCCAAUGCUAAAUGAGGAUCUGAAACCAAAACUACUCACCCUUCUCCCAUACAUAUUUAAGUGUGUUCACCAUUCCCAUGCUGCUGUUAGAUUGGCUUCCUCUAGAUGCAUCACCACAAUGGCCAAGUCAAUGGAAAUGCAUGUGAUGGGAGCUGUAAUUGAAAAUGUCAUACCCAUGUUAGGGGAUAUGACAUCUGUUGAUGCCAGACAAGGUGCAGGCAUGCUUAUUAGUUUGCUUGUCCAAGGACUGGGUGUGGAGCUGGUUCCAUAUGCUCCUUUCUUAGUUGUCCCUCUUCUAAGGUGUAUGAGUGAUUGUGAUCAGUCUGUCAGACAGAGUGUGACUCGCAGCUUUGCUGCCCUUGUACCUCUUCUUCCACUCACACGGGGCCUCCCUCCACCUGUUGGACUAACUGAAGGUUUCUCCAGAAGUGCAGAAGAUGCAACAUUUCUGGAGCAACUACUUGACAACUCCCAUAUUGAUGAUUACAAGCUUUGUACUGAACUGAAAGUGACACUGAGAAGGUAUCAACAGGAAGGCAUAAAUUGGUUAGCCUUUUUAAAACGUUUCAAGCUUCAUGGAAUCUUAUGUGAUGAUAUGGGUCUUGGUAAGACACUUCAAGCAUCUGCUAUUGUGGCUUCUGAUAUAGUUGAGCAUCGAACUUUGAAUGACGGCAAUCCUCCAUCAUCUUUAAUUAUUUGCCCAUCAACACUUGUUGGACAUUGGGCCUUUGAGAUAGAGAAGUACAUUGAUCUUUCCAUAAUAUCUACACUCCAAUAUGUUGGUUCUGCUCAAGAGCGCAUUUCUCUUCGAGAACAUUUUGAAAAGCAUAAUGUGAUAAUAACAUCAUAUGAUGUGGUUCGCAAAGAUAUUGAUUAUCUUGGGAAGCUUCUCUGGAACUAUUGUAUCUUAGAUGAAGGACAUGUGAUCAAGAAUGCAAAGUCGAAAAUUACACUUUCAGUGAAGCAAUUGAAAGCCCAGCAUCGUUUGAUAUUGAGUGGAACACCAAUCCAGAAUAACGUCAUGGAUUUGUGGUCCCUUUUUGAUUUCCUAAUGCCCGGCUUUCUUGGAACAGAGAGGCAGUUCCAAGCUGCUUAUGGAAAACCACUGGUGGCAGCCAGAGAUCCUAAGUGCUCUGCCAAGGAUGCUGAAGCAGGUGCACUUGCGAUGGAAGCAUUGCACAAGCAGGUCAUGCCUUUCCUCCUCCGUCGAACAAAAGAUGAAGUCUUGUCUGAUCUUCCCGAGAAAAUUAUUCAGGACAGGUUCUGUGACCUGAGCCCUGUACAAUUGAAAUUGUAUGAACAGUUUUCUGGGUCACAUGUGAGACAAGAGAUCUCAAGUAUUGUAAAACAAAAUGAGUCAGCAGAUACAGGAGGGCGUAGUGAAUCACCUAGAGCUUCAUCCCAUGUUUUUCAGGCACUUCAGUACUUGCUUAAACUUUGCAGUCACCCAUUGCUUGUUCUUGGAGAAAAGGUCCCUGAUUCAAUUGCAUGCCUGUUGUCAGAGCUACUACCGGGAGGCUCUGAUACAGUUUCAGAAUUGCACAAACCAUACCACUCUCCCAAACUAGUUGCUCUUCAGGAGAUUCUUGAAGAGUGUGGAAUAGGUGUUGAUGCUUCUAGUUCUGAAGGUGCCAUAAGUGUGGGGCAGCACAGAGUCUUGAUAUUUGCUCAACAUAAAGCAUUUCUGGACUUAAUAGAAAGAGACUUGUUUCUCACUCAUAUGAAGAGUGUAACCUACUUGCGGCUGGAUGGGUCAGUUGAACCUGAAAAACGUUUUGAUAUUGUCAAAGCUUUCAAUUCGGAUCCUACAAUCGAUGUUCUGCUACUCACAACCCAUGUUGGUGGGCUGGGCUUGAACCUGACAUCUGCAGACACACUCGUUUUCAUGGAGCAUGACUGGAACCCCAUGCGGGACCAUCAGGCAAUGGACAGAGCACACAGAUUAGGUCAGAAAAAAGUUGUCAAUGUCCAUCGCCUUAUUAUGCGUGGCACUCUCGAAGAGAAAGUUAUGAGCUUGCAAAAGUUUAAGCUUUCAGUAGCUAAUGCAGUCAUUAAUGCUGAAAAUGCUAGUAUGAAAACCAUGAACACAGACCAACUGCUUGAUCUAUUUGCUACUGCAGAAACAUCUAAAAAGGGAACUUCUAUAUUAAAGCAUCCUGAUGGAAAAUUUGAUGGAGAUAUGAAAUUAAUGGGCACUGGAAAGGGGUUGAAAGCAAUUCUUGGUGGGCUGGAGGAGUUGUGGGAUCAAUCACAGUACACCGAAGAAUACAAUCUCAGUAACUUCUUGGCAAAGCUUGAUGGUUGAUGCGAAGCUUACGACUCUGUACAGUAUAUUUCUGCAUCAUGUAAGGACCCAAAUUUUGACAUUGUAGCUCAAGGCGUACUCCUUCCUUUUCAUUAGAGUUCUCCCAUAUCGUAUAAUUUCAGGACGUUGAGGGCAAGAGUUGCAUGAGUGGUUCCAAAGCCUGUCAUUACCGUGCCUUGCAAAGUCAUGGAAAAGGCAAAGAACAAACAAGCAUACCAUUUCCAUGGGAUUUGCAAAGACAUGAGCAAGCAUAUCUUGCAAAGGCAUGCUAAAGGAAGGGCAUGAACAAGCAUGCAGUGACAAUCAACGACCAAAAGCAUAUAUGCUUUUGUUUUUUUUGUUUUUUUGUUUUUGUUUGUUUGAACAAAAAGCAUAUAUGCCUUUACAAGGUGUAAACAAGGCAUGGUUGAAGGCAACGUAAGGCACCACUUAUGUCACAAAGGUGACUAGUCUAAAGCUGCCUAUAAAUGAUUUCUAGGUUUAGAAAUUCUCUGCCAUGGUAUUGGGAUACACUUAAUUCACCACAUUGUUUAAAUUAAAUAUCACAUUAAUAGGAGGGAGGACCACGGAGGACAUUGCAUUUGCAA